CGUAAUUUCAAACCCACUGCUAUCCGGUGCAGAUGAGAACUGCGCAUGCGUGUUUCAGUCUGCGCGAGAAGCCAGAAGAGGCCGAGUUGUUUAUACGAAGCUAUGAGCUCAUUAUAUAUCUGAGUGUGUCUCACACACACACACUGCAGGAUGCCAAUUCCUCCCCCUCCUCCACCCCCCAUAUGCAGCCAGGCGAACACCACUCCACCUAAACUGUCUCAGGAUGAAUCGAAAGGCAGAGGAGCAUUACUCUCUGAUAUCUGCAAAGGGACAAAACUGAAGCGAGUGGGCAUGGUUAAUGACCGCAGUGCUCCCAUGAUCGAGAAGCCCAAAGACGGUGUGCCGAAUGCUGGGGGGGGAGCCAGUGGUGGAGCCUUGUCUACAGGAGUGCAGCAGCCAAUGGGAGGCUUGUUUCAAGGUGGAGUGCCUAAACUACGACCUGUGGGAGAUGCUUCUGUGGGCAGAUCUUCACUCCAACCCCCCUCAUCGCGCUCUGCUGCGCCUCGACCUCCUGGUUCCCCUGACAACAGCGAUACUUCAUCCCACCAGUCAUCUCCCUCUCCCCCACCUCCUGCAAGUCGUCGUGGCAAUGCUCCACCUACUCCUCCUCAGAAAUGUGCCACACCUACUUAUAAUCGUGACAAGCCCCUCCCUCCUACUCCAGCUCCGCCGCCUCCUCCAGUGAAACCACCUCCUUCUCCAGCAAGCAGUCGGUCUUCGUCUUCAUCUUCUCUAGCACCACCUCCUCCCCCACCUCCGUAUCGCCAGCAGCUGUCUGUAUCUAAUGGAUCGUCUUGUCCGGUGAACGAACUUGCCCCUGAACUCCCACAGAGGCACAACUCAUUAAGCAAAAAGCCCCCGGCUGGAGGACACGCCUCUACUCGCGCUCAUGCCCCGCCCCCUCCACCACCAAGCCCCUGCCCCUCCCCCGCUUUCUCCCGUCCUCCUCCUCCAGUACGUGAUCCCCCUGGCCGUGGAGCAGCUCCACCAGUACCUGCACAGAUGUUACGGAAUAGCCGUGAAGCUCCGCCUCCUCCUCCAUAUCGGACACAUUCCGAUGCUCCCAGUAGGGGUAAACCUCCCCCUCCACCCUCACGCUCGCCUGCUGGAGCUCCGCCUCCUCCGCCACCUACUCGAAAUGGCCACACCCACAAUUCCCGCUCUUUUGCAGAUGAUUUUGAAUCAAAAUAUUCUUUCCAUCCCCUGGAUGACUUCCCACUACCAGAUGAGUACAGACACUUCACUAAGAUUUACCCCAGCAAAGCCACUAGAGUAAUGAGAGGAGCUCCUCCGCUUCCUCCAGUGGGCCGGUGAACACUGUGAGCAGUCUCUUGCACACUCACACACACACACACACACACACACACACUCACGCACACACACACAUGCACACAGACACACACUACACAAAUCCUGCACCUUAUUGACCAUGUCUCACUCUACAUUCCCUGUGGUGUGACCCAACUCCACCUGAUCCUUUGCGUCACUCACAGGGGAUGUUUUAUUACCAUGUAAAUUUGAUGUACACGUUAAACUGUGAUACCUAAAUAUAGGGAAAUAAAGUAAUACAAAUCUGGUACACAAGCUUAUUAGUAAACGUUAUGUCUGGGUUUCCAUUCGCUGUAUUUUCCUGCUGGACACACGGUCAAUCGAUUAAAGCACAUAAAUAUAUUUUUUUAAAGUAAACAAAGAUCCUUUCUGCAUGUCUCUAGAAUAGAAACACUGUUAAUUAUAGCUGUUUAAGUGUGAUGUCACUGCUGAUUCUCCCAAAUAUCAUUACCUGCUGCUAUGCUCUGUUUCAUAUCCAUUCCUGUAUCAUUCUCCACACAAUCACAGCUACAGUGGUUCGGUUCCUGAGACGAGAAUUAACGUGAAAUGUGUAGAGUUUGCUUAAUCAUUCCCAAAUCUCUUUAAGACCGUUAGAAAUGUACGCGUCAUUAAACUAGUACCAAAUGCUGUAAAUAUAAAUAUUAAAUUGUCCUCAGAUGCUUAAUUCAAAAAUUAAAAUGUCCUCUUACUUUUGGAGCUAAAGGCAGCUGAUCCCUAGAUCUAGUGGCAUAUAUUUCACUGUAAAGUUAAACAAUAGCUUUUCACUAAACAUGCUGUCUGAUUGUGUAUGUGACAAAAUCUGGCCACUUGGUGUCACUAUUGCAGCAUUAAUCUCUUCUGUCAAGUGUGAUAUUAAGGUCAUUACAUUUAUGCCAUUUGGCAGACACUCUUAUCUUAUGUACAGCAGUUUAGGAUUAAGGGCCUUGACCAGGGGCCCAAAAGUGGCAGUUUUGGUGGUCCUGGGAUUUGAACUUACAACCUUCAGAUCUGUAGUCCAACACUUUAACCAGUUAUCUGCCCAAUAUCAGUGUUAAUGUCACAGGUUUAAUAGUCAGCACGUUGUCUUUAGAGGAAAAUGUGUUUAUGGUGAAAUUUUGAUGAAUAAUUAAUCCAAUUUUACUUCACAUUGUCUUCAGUGCCAAGACGACCUGGAGGUUCUGUUUCAGUCUGGUUUAAAAUACAUGCAUUAUUUUGUUUGUCUUCCUGUCAGUCUGCACUGUGAUUAUUAGUGUAGUGAAAGUACAUUAACUUCUGUACCACUAAAUUACACAAACAAAUUGGAACUGAAAUAAUUGUUUAUUAAUUUAUUUAUUGUAGAUAUUUUUUAUGCUCAGUCACUCAUCCACUGAAUCACAUCUACAUUGUAAUGUCUCACAAAAAUGUUUGACCUUAGUCUUAUCUCAUUUGCUUUAUUGACAUUAUAAUUUUUUUUAUCUUUAUGGACUACAUAUUGUAAUGAUGUGUAGUGUUUUGUAUUCUUGUCUUUGUUGUCAUUUAUGCCUACAAGGGACUUCCAGCUUGUGUUCAUCUUCCAUGUGUUAUGCCUUAAAAAGAUGGAAUGCAGCUUUUUAUUGUAUUAACAUGUAUCCGUACCUGCUGAGAGAACCCACAGUUCCCUGUAGACCUGUUCCAUUACAACCUUGUAUUAAAGGCAUGUCGUGUUUGGGACUGACUCGGACCAGCACUGCGAUUGUCUGUGCUUUUCACUGUAAGUUUACUGUAUGACAUCACUUCCUGUCUAAGUUCCUGUAAACAUUAAAAAAAGUCAGAAAUUUA
Molecule: messenger RNA, 3105 nt
Organism: Tachysurus fulvidraco (yellow catfish)
Lineage: Eukaryota; Metazoa; Chordata; Actinopteri; Siluriformes; Bagridae
Gene: wipf2b
Product: WAS/WASL interacting protein family, member 2b
Exons: 8
Coding region: 151-1314 (387 amino acids)
Molecular function (GO): actin binding
Source: RefSeq, a predicted model, not a curated record